AGCCAGAAAUAAUGCGUAUUAUGAUGCAAAAUCUUAUCAUAGAAGAGCACUUAAGUCAAUUGCAAAAUUUCUCUCAGUCAUUUGCAGCUUUUGAUCUAAUUAAGCCUCAAAAAGUUUCGGGAACUAAAGGAACUGAACCAUUUCCAGGAACACUACUUUCACCUAUAGGAAAACAAGUUAGAUUGCCUGAAGAAAUUCUGCAACAACUAGCAAAAUGGUACAGUAAUAUAUAUGGCAAAACUUAUCGGUCAUCCCUUACACCUGGUUCAAGAGACAGUAUAGUAAUUACUCCAUAUAUUAAUCAAUAUGCUCAUUUACAAAUUGGUACAGAAAUUUUCAGCUUUUAUUUUGAAUAUGAACUAUCUAUUAAUAGUUGUUCAAAAGUUCACCAUCUUGCAUAUAUUAAUUGGUUCGAACCAGUUCAGGAAGCACAAACAAGGUUUUGGCUAUUUCCUAAUCAACAAGAAAAAUAUUGCAAUGUUGAACUUUGGAAAGAGUGCUUUUAUAAAGAUGGACAAGACUUAAUUCUUCCAGUUCAUAAUAUUCAUA
This is a messenger RNA of Racocetra fulgida, 549 nucleotides long. The record is from the annotation of a GenBank genome assembly. NCBI's taxonomy places the organism in Eukaryota, Fungi, Glomeromycota, Glomeromycetes, Diversisporales, Gigasporaceae.